This is a messenger RNA of Aedes albopictus (Asian tiger mosquito), 851 nucleotides long. RefSeq lists its product as uncharacterized. The record is from RefSeq and is a predicted model, not a curated record. The transcript has 2 exons. Lineage: Eukaryota; Metazoa; Arthropoda; Insecta; Diptera; Culicidae. The coding region runs from base 4 to 639 and encodes 211 amino acids.
AUCAUGAUGGGCUCUCGAACGGAUCUUUGUUUCAUCGUUGGCUACUUGGCGAGGUUUCAAGAUGCUGCUUAUGAAGAACACUGGAAGCAUGCCAAGCGAGUCCUACGGUAUCUGCAAGCAACGAAAAACAUGGAAUUAGUCUACCGAAGAAAUUCAAGGGAACCGAUGGUUGCUGCCUACGCCGAUGCAGACUACGCAAGCGAUGAAUCCGAUCGUAAGUGCGUCUCUGGAUUUCUGCUGAAGGUUCACGGAAACACAGUUGCCUGGUCAUCGAAGAAGCAAUCUACUGUGGCGAUGUCUUCUACCGAAGCCGAGUACGUUGCCAUGAGUUCCUGCGUGAGUGAGACGAUAUGGUUGGCCGGUUUGAUGGUCGAUCUCCAACCGGAUGCCCUGCUGUAUCCGGUACCGAUAUAUGAGGACAAUCAAGGAGCGAUUGCGAUGGCUGAACGAGAGGAAACGAGGCGAGUCAAACACAUUGACGUGAAGUACCAUUUCAUCCGAAAUGUUGUUGCCGACGGUAAGGUGAAGUUGGUAUACGUUCCGACUCAGAAGCAGCAAGCCGACAUCCUCACGAAGUCCCUGCCCGCUCCAACGUUCGUAGCUUUAAGGAAUAAGUUAGGAAUAGAAGGAAUCAAUUGAGAGGGGGUGUUGGAAAUCAUAGCAAUCGUAUGAUGCAUUUGAAUUCCAUAAUAGUACAUAAGGCUAAUGUCGGUUGCUAUGUACAUAAUAAAUAACAACUGCAUGGCAACCGUUGGGGUAUAAGUAUCGCUCUGGUCCCUGGGAGCAAUUCAGUUUCUUUUUCCAACUCAAUAAACCACCAGUUAUAGUGCUCUUGUAAAACGUGUUUCUCU